This is a messenger RNA of Dentiscutata heterogama, 374 nucleotides long. The record is from the annotation of a GenBank genome assembly. NCBI's taxonomy places the organism in Eukaryota, Fungi, Glomeromycota, Glomeromycetes, Diversisporales, Gigasporaceae.
AAAGUGUUGGAUCAACAGUUCAAAUUGCUAUAGCUAUAAAUUCUACAACGAUUCUAAUAACUUGUUUUGGAUUAAUUGUUAUUUGCUGUACGGAAUCGGCACAGCUCAUGGAAGUCUAUUCUGGAUUUUACAUUUUCAUCGUAAUUGUUCAUAUAAUAUAUGCCAUCUAUUUUUUCAUUGCUGCUUCUUCAAAUAACAUUCUGGAUUAUUUUAUGAAAGUUGCAACUUAUCAAUUAAUUGGAGCUUGUAUUGGGGUUUAUUUUGCCAAGCUUAUUGCAGGCUAUGCUAAAAGUCUUAAAGUUAACCAAGAUAGUGUUCAAACACCUAGAAAAGUUGAAGCUCCUAAUACGACGAAUAAUCAAGUUGUUAAUUAG